AUGUCCAACAAAGCAAGCAAGCUGUUCCGAAAAUUGUCCAACCAAUGUGAUCUUUCAAAGGACUCAUGGGUUAUCGCACCAUGGCACAUAUCAGAUGAGAAACCCACCGUGGACUCCAGUGCGGACCCAAUUCUCAUCUGCAGCUAUAGUUGGAUGCUUCAUUCUUUAAACGAGCCAGGAAUACAUGUGCCUGGUGCGCCCCGGAAGUGGAACCCGCCAGACGUUCCCUUUCAAGUGUACAAGUCCACAAAAUCAUCUUUUAUUGAUGAAAAUGGUCACAGGGCGCGACAGUUCCCCUUCGAACCACUUAUGCAGGCAACCUCCCUCAUGAAUCCAGAUUUCAAGUUCGACGAUGUCGACAUUGUCUGCGACCGAAAUACCCUCCGCCGCCUACUACCCUGGGGCAAGUGUCAAACAACCGACCCCUUCGCGGUAGAUCUUGUCGUCAUAGGCAAGACAAUGUUCAUGUGCCGCAAGGAGCAUAUGACAAUUGGCAGCGGUAACGGGUUCGGUAAUGAGUUUGAAAAUCGAGCAACCACCAGCCUACUAGGACUCCAAAGGGCGUCGUCUCACCAUCGCGUCCACAUGUACAAGUUCGGAAACCUGAACAUUAUGGUACGCCAUGAGGUCGACGCCUUCCACGAAGAUGAAGCCGCAUAUAACAACACGGAUUCCCAGAUGAUAUCAGCAUAUCAGCCUCCGAAGGGUCUCACCACCUUCCAAAUCAAUCGCGAAUCGACCCACGCCCAUAAGACAAUCUUACAUCCCGGGGGCAGGGUCAUCGACUGGAAGCAGAUUGGGGAAAUCAAGUCAACUGGGAUCGGGAAGUCGGCUUCACCAGGACAAUACAUGGAACAGCUGUGGUUCUCGAGGACUCCGUUGUUGUUUGUAGGAAGACAUCAGAAUGGGAACUUCGAAGAUCUGAAGGCUACGAAGGUUGAUGGGAUGUGGAAGGACUGGGAGCAGAGGCACCAACCGGAGCUUGCAAGCCUCGCGGCAUUACUCCAAGUUACCAGGGAUCAGGUGGUGACAAAGAUGGGUGGUCGGGCUAUCAUGGCCAACUUAAGUGCUUGCGGACAAAUUCAGCUGUAUGAGCCCAAGAGGAUACAGCUGGCCAUCCCGAUGGAAAUGGUCAACCGCUUUUGGACCGAAAGGAUCCUGAAGGCUCCAGUUGCAAAUCUCAUCAGCCAGCAGAUUCAAUACAACGCUGCCAUCACAGGAUACCACGGAGUUCCAGGGAAUCACCAGCUGCCGAUGGGUUAUCACCUUAUACAAGGGCCGGCAACCAGCAAGGAAGUUGAGAUGGCUAUUCAACAGAUCCGGUGGAGGGUUCAGAUGUCAAUCGAGCAGUCUCAGCUUGCACAACAGCAACCCACCGACCCUCCGGCACCUGGCUUGCUGAGACCUCUAGGACUUCCACCGGUACAGGCUGAAGAACAAGGAACGCCAACUCUUGAAGAGGACGAUAACAUGGACCUUUACGAGGAUCCAAGGCCUUCUUCAUUCUGA
Molecule: messenger RNA, 1509 nt
Organism: Aaosphaeria arxii CBS 175.79
Lineage: Eukaryota; Fungi; Ascomycota; Dothideomycetes; Pleosporales
Exons: 1
Coding region: 1-1509 (502 amino acids)
Source: RefSeq, a predicted model, not a curated record